UCGAGUUGGACACAGUGGGAACCAUUUAUCUGCACACAAGUUCUGCUUUGAUUUGCAUAUAACUUUGCGCCUUCCUGCAUAUCGUCACUUAAUUCUAAAGUUUUCAGCUAAUAUUUUGCACAGAUGAGACUCCACAGGAGGCUUGAAUUAUUGGACAGUAAAAUAAAUAAAUGAUAUUCGACCUUGAUCACUAUACAUUAUAAAUUCAUUCCAAACUUUCAACAAUCAAUCAUCAUGUCCGAGGCAGAAAACGACCAACAAGAAUUUGGCAGCAGCUUGCGACUUCAAGCCAGUUUACUUGAUGAGCCUUGUCCUCCUGGGGUUCCGCUGACUGCAAAAUACAAACAAGGGUUCGCUUUCAAGACAAUCGGUCAUCGUCUACCCGUUAUUAUAACAAAAGUAAUUGAUCAAUUGUCGCGAGAUAAGAAUGAUAUUGGAAACACGAUUGGAAUGGACGCUCGUGAUGAGGUGAAAAUUGUGGUAGGUGACCUAGCCAAGUUAAAAAACGAGAUGCAAACAAACAAAUCAAUUACAAAAACAGAGUCAACAGUUUGGAAUACCUAUUUGGGAUUAAUGGGUCAACGAUAUUUUGAUGGAAAGAUUGAAGAUGUCAAAUGGUACUUUGCUCCCUGGCUGUUUGCAGAGUGCUACAUGUACAAACGACUUUAUGAUUCCUUCCAAUCAACUAAAUUUUUGAAGGACUAUGACGUCUUUAAAAAGCAGAAGGAAGAUGGUUGGCUCCAGUCUGUUGAUGCUGCUUGUGUUCUUGGAGAAUUUGUGAAAACUGCGUCUGAUAAGUUUACCGAUGACGAAGUGAUGGAAGACAUGCUGGAAGUAAGUCUUUGGGGGAAUCGCUGUGAUUUGAGCAUAUCUGAAGGAGAAGCCAACUCUCAGAAACAUGACAUUGUUGACCAACUUCAUGAGCUCCGGAAAAAUAUUUUGUGUGAUGAUUCGGCCAACUUUUGGACCUAUUUGAGGGAAAAGUCCUCUGAACGUCAAAAUUGUCAAAAUAGCAACGACACGCCAGUGUCUAUUGGGUACAUCUUGGACAAUGCUGGAUUUGAACUAUUCACAGAUUUAUGUUUCGUUGACGUAUUAAUGAAAAAAGUUGAUCGAGUUGAUUUCCAUGUCAAAUCCAUCCCUUGGUUUGUUUCUGAUGCUCUCUCCCAAGACUUUCAUUGGUUAAUCGAUUCCAUGAUUGAUGCUACCGAGUAUCCAAUAUUAACGGAUCUUGGAAAAAGAUGGAAAAAUUAUGUUAUAACUAAAAAGUGGACAGUGGUCGAAAGCCAGUUUUGGACAUAUCCUCAUGCAUAUCAUGAAAUGGCUUGUGCCGAUUCUACUUUAUUCGACAUUCUUCAGCAUAAUACUGUGCUCAUCUUCAAAGGGGACUUGAAUUAUAGGAAGCUCAUUGGUGACGUUAACUGGCUACCAGAAACACCAUUUAAGGAAGCCCUCCAGGGAUUUUUGCCAUCUCCGCUAUUGACUCUUAGAACGCUUAAGGCUGAUUGUGUUGCUGGAUUGAAACCUGGUGUCGCACAAGCAACUCAAGCCAAAAAUGCAGAUUGGAUGGUAACUGGAGAGUAUGGAUUGAUCCAAUUUGGUUGUGCCAGUUAAUAAUAUUUUCCGUUGUAUGAAAUCAUAAAAGUCUGUGUGCUAACAGUGCCAUGUAAGACCUGGAUAUUUAUCUAUAUUAUUUAGCAUAUUAUGUUAAUAAUGAAUAAAUAUCAUGGUGUCUGUCUUGAUACAUACAAA
Molecule: messenger RNA, 1752 nt
Organism: Folsomia candida
Lineage: Eukaryota; Metazoa; Arthropoda; Collembola; Entomobryomorpha; Isotomidae
Product: damage-control phosphatase ARMT1
Exons: 5
Coding region: 235-1614 (459 amino acids)
Biological process (GO): DNA damage response
Cellular component (GO): cytoplasm; nucleus
Molecular function (GO): phosphatase activity
Source: RefSeq, a predicted model, not a curated record